Messenger RNA from Patella vulgata (common limpet), 5487 nucleotides. RefSeq names its product protein O-mannosyl-transferase TMTC2. Gene Ontology annotation, cellular component: endoplasmic reticulum membrane. Gene Ontology annotation, biological process: protein O-linked glycosylation via mannose. NCBI's taxonomy places the organism in Eukaryota, Metazoa, Mollusca, Gastropoda, Patellidae. The transcript has 13 exons. The record is from RefSeq and is a predicted model, not a curated record. Gene Ontology annotation, molecular function: protein binding; mannosyltransferase activity. Bases 60 to 2600 code for a protein of 846 amino acids.
GUCAAUUAACCGAAGUAAAUAUUAUAGCGAGUCAUGGCAGAAAGCAAGGAAGAAACGAAAUGGAUUACACGAUUUUAGCAGCAAGUUUUCUGGCUCUAGGGCUAUACAGUAACACACUGCCUGCAGACUUUGCCUAUGAUGACAGUCGAGCCAUAUUGAAGAAUCCAGACUUGCUGCCUGAAACUCCACUGAUUAACCUAUUUUAUGAUGAUUUCUGGGGAACACCUUUAACUCACAGUGGAUCACACAAAUCCUACAGACCAUUAUGUGUAUUAACAUUUCGUUUAAAUUAUUACCUCGGAAAGCUGGAACCAUGGGGUUACCAUUUAGGAAAUGUGAUAUUACAUUCAUUAGUGACAGCAGUUUUUACGUUUUUAGCUAAAAAGUUUUUAAAACAUUGGUUUCCGACGUUAGUAGCAGGAUGCCUAUUUGCUUCACAUCCCAUUCAUACAGAAGCAGUUGCAGGAAUUGUUGGAAGGGCUGAUGAGGGGGCCUGUUUAUUUUUUAUUUUGACAUUUUUAAAUUAUAUAAAAUAUACAGAAUAUCGUGAUACCAAUGAUGAGGGUAAAAUGCGGAAGAGAUGGUUGUAUAUGGCAGGUGUUUAUAUGUUUACUACAGCUGGUAUGUUAACUAAAGAACAAGCUAUAACAGUUUUAGGCGUAUGUCUCAGUUUUGAUAUGUUUAUAGUUCAUCGUGUGAAGAUAACAGAUAUCAUAUCUUUAAAAAUUUUAAAAUUGUCUCGUUUAUUAGAAGGUGGUGUGUUAUUGACAGUGUAUGGUGUUAUAUUAGUUAUAUUACGUAUAUAUUUUAUGGGAAAUAAACCUCCAGAGUUUGCACCGUCGGAUAAUCCAGCUUCCGAUUCCAGUAGUAUUCUGACACGAACUCUGACUUACAAUCUGCUACCAGCUUAUAAUGUAUGGAUAUUAAUAUGUCCUAGAGUGCUGAGUUUUGAUUGGUCAAUGGAAUCGAUACCUCUAGUGCAAACAGUGACAGAUCCUCGUAAUAUGUGGACAAUACUUCUAUAUUCCUUGCUAUUAUACAUAGCAUAUAAAAUAUUGAAAGAUUUACAUAAAAAUACUACUUCAGCUAUUCCCAUCCCUAAGCCUCAUACCAAUGGUAAUGGCGUCGGACAUCAUUCAUCCUCAAGUACAAAAUUAAAUAAUUCUAAUAAAAUCCGUUUAAAACGUCGUGGUUCAAACAGUUCCACUGAUAGUUAUGAAGAUGUACCUGUUUUAACUCACUCGCUAACAAGUGUAGAUAUUUUGAUCAUUUCCUUAUCGAUUAUAAUUUUCCCAUUCAUUCCUGCAUCCAACACAUUUUUCUAUGUUGGGUUUGUGAUAGCUGAAAGAAUAUUAUACAUUCCUAGUAUGGGCUUUUGUUUACUAGUGGCUCAUGGAUCCUUUAUAUUGUAUAAAAAGUGCUCCCAACACUGGCAGAAGACAUUAAUGGUUGUCUCCCUUAUAUCAACUGUGAUUUUGUUUAGUAGUAAAACAUUCCUACGUAACCAGGACUGGCAGACAGAAGAGAGAUUAUAUAAAUCUGGUAUCGCUGUUAAUCCACCUAAAGCAUGGGGUAAUCUGGCUAAUAUCUGGAAUGGCCAGAGAAAAUCAGCAGAAGCAGAAGAUGCAUAUAGAAAUGCCUUAAAAUAUAGAGGAAAUAUGGCUGAUGUUCAUUAUAAUCUCGGUAUUUUACUUCAAGAACAGAAAAGAUAUGAUGAAGCUAUAGAUAGCUAUAACAAAGCUAAACAUUUUAGACCAAAAUUAUCUAUGGCUUAUCUAAAUUUGGGUAUCAUUUUAUCACAGUUAGGACAAAGUGAUGAAGCAGAAAAGAUUUAUAAAAUUUGUGCUGAUUUAGAUACAUCUGGUUUAAAAGAUCCUAGGUUACAUGAGGGAACCAAGAUAUCAUGUUUAUAUAACUUGGGUAGAUUAUAUACAGAACAAGAAAAACUGAAGGAAGCUGUAGAUACAUAUCAUGAAGCUUUAAAAAGAAGACCAAAUCAUUAUGCACCACAAAGUUUGUACAAUAUGUUAGGUGAAGCCUAUGUCAAAAUGAAUCUGUUAGAUGAAGGAGCUAAAUGGUUUAAUGAAGCACUGAAAGCUAAACCUGAUCACAUUCCCGCUCAUUUAACCAUGGGAAAACUUCUACAAAAGAAGAAACAAAUCAGUGAAGCUGAACAAUGGUUUGAAAAAGCCUUAAAGAUAGAUGAAAAUGAUGUUUCUGUUUUACAUCACUAUGCUCAGUUUUUAGUUGAAAUCGGUAAAGAUAAAGAAUCUGCUGUUAUGUAUAGAAAAGCUAUAAGUAAAAGUACAGAUGAUUUUGAACUUCUCUUCAAUGCUGCUAAUGUCUUUAGACAAAUUGGAAAUAAUUUAGAUGCUGAAGAAAUGUAUAGAAAAGCAGUCAAAAUAAAACCAAAUGUGCCUACAGCUCAUAUGAAUCUAGGUGCAAUGUUACAUACUAAUGAAAAGUUCCAGGAAGCUGAGUUAAGUUAUCUUGAAGCACUACGGUUGAAACCAGAUGAUGCUUUAACCAAAACUAACUUACAGAAAUUAAGGAAUAGAAUGAACCAGAAAGGUACUGCAAGUACUAUAGACCAGCAAUAGGUUUAUUAUAUUAUUAUUAUUAUUAUUAUAUUGUUAUUGUUAAAUUAUGUUGUUGCCAUAUUAAGUUUUAUAGCUAUUAUUUUUAUUAAUGAGAACUUGGAAUCAACUGUAUCAUUUUGACUGGGUUGGGUGUAGGCCUAUUUGUAAUGUUGUACUGUGCUGUGUAUGUAUAAUUUGUUGUUGGUGUAUGUGACAAACUUUUUUAUAAUUUAAUAAUAUAAUUAUUAGUUAAUUUUAGAACAAAUUGAAAUAUAAUAAAACAAAAGAAAUUCUCUGUUCUCAGUUAAGUUAUUUUCUAAAAUUUUAAAUUUGAUCGAAUCUAAAAUGGAUGUUUAAUAGAUAAUAUAUAAUACUGGUAUAUCUUCCUUCAGAAUCAAUUAAAAAUUGACAUGAUGGAUUGUUAACAGACUGAAUCUCAUUGAAGUAUGUUUUGUUUUUAGAUUUAUUCUGGUAUUUUAUAGUGCUCUUUUCAAACUAGAUAGAUACUGAUUAUUGUCAUUUUUGUUAUUAAAUUUAACAAAACUAAUUUUAAGGUACAGGGUUAGAUUUGUAUUGUUAGGGUGUAACUACUAAAUUUUGUGAGCCUAAUUUUUGUUCAUUUUUGUUAAGCUAAUGUCCCGACCAACAUUUUUAGCCUUAAACACAAAGGGUGUUUGUCAAAAUUGUCUUUCUAAACCCUUUUCAAAUUCCUGCACAAACAAGGUUGUUUUAGUCCCAAUAGACAUUUUAAAAAUUAAAACAAAUUGGCUGCAAAUGUUCUAAGACUUUUGCAUGCACAGACUCUGCAGCUUUCCCAAUGAAACUCAUCAUCUUAAUUAUUGCAACCCCUGUCUUUUACCUAUUAUUAAAGUUGUGAAUCUUAACGACCAUAAGUUUUCUGUGAUAUUAAUCAUGCCUAUUAUAUUUGUAUUAAGCAAACCUGUCCAUCAUUAAAGGACUCUGAUUAUACUUUUAUAUUUGAUAUAGACAAUAACAUAUUACAAUAUUUUAAUCCUGUAUAUACAUUAUUCAGUCUUAUGAUUACUUACAAAAAUACAAGUUUAGAAAUAUUUAUUAGGUAUAUUAAUUCAUAUAUAAUAUAUGUCUCAUAUAUUAUUAUAAUGUUUAACCUCAUAAAUAUGUAGGUUACUAAGAAUCUACAUAUACAUAGUGCAUUAUUUACAGAAUUUGAUUUUUAGAUGAAAUCCGUGUGUAGGACUUGCUUACUGUAAUGUGGAUGCCCCACAUUAAAAAAAAAAAUCUUCAAAAAAAUUUGAUAAUUAUUAAUUUAUUAUAUGUAAAUUUAGGCCAAUGUUGUUUAACUGUAAUAGUGGAUUUUACAUUAUAAUUAUCUAUUCAGUUACAUUUUUAGAUGAUAUUGUACAUAUAGAGUGUGGUGGCCUUGAUCUCACUUUGAUAAUUUUAAACAUUGUUACCGGUUACUUACAUCUAAAUCAUAUAUGGUUUGCAAUUAUUGUUUAAAGAUUAGCCGAUGUUUUUAUUGUAGUUUUAGCAUUAAAUGCACCUAUUUUAAAAUUUGAAUUUAUAUAGAGAGAUAUUUACAAAUGUAUUGCAACAGGUUAAAAGUUGAUCAAAUUAUUUGGGGAGCUGAAAAUUAUGAGAUGUCCUGUUCCAUUUUUCAAAAUAAUCCCCAGUUGAAUUUGUUUUGUUGAAAGAUUAGAUAUCAAACUAAAAGUUGACACUAAUUUUGAACAUAAAUUUGAAUGAGGCCUUAUAAAUUCUCCCUUCAGACUUGUUGAAAUCUAGUGAGUGCUUAUAAAUUGACUCUUGAUUUUAAUAUACAUGUUUUAAAUACUAAUAUAUAUAUAUAUGAUACAUCUCUGUGCAGGGAAUCUCACAAAACACAUAUAUUUUAAUAUAUUUCUAAGAAUAAUAUAUUUCACUCUUUAUUUGCUAUUAAACCCAAUGAACAAAUUCGGUUUAUAUACAGGGUCACUGUACAUUAUAAAAUAUGAGUUUAGUGGAUGUCUUUGAAAAUACAUCUUUUUAAAAUUUCUUUCAUCCAGCAAGUAUUUCAUUAUGCAUAAUCAUAAUGUAGUAUUUAAAAUUUCUAUGCAUAUUAAAAUAAAUCCCAAUGUUUACUUUCUUUAUUUGAUAAGUAAUACAUUUAACAGUAUUAUAGAUAUUGUUUUCAGUAUAUAGCUGCAUAAUAUGUAUGUCGUGUUAAAUGUUGACUUGCUUACAGACAAAUAUGAAUAUGUAUUUCAAAGUUUCCACUUUUUGCUGCACUCCAGUUUCUGCUUUCAUGGUUAUUAUUUUUGACAAAAUUUCCUUAAAUGAAAAUGAAUUUAAUGUUCCAAGUCCCAAUAUCCCCAGAACAGUGAAUCUGAAAAUAGAUACUGAUUAUCAUAUUCUAAUAAAUAGUUUGGGAGAUGCAUUGUUUUUAAUUUUGGGAUUGUUUAGUAAAUUAUAUUUUUGUAUUAUAUCAUGCUUCAAUUAUACAGAACAAUGUCAAAACUAAAACAUCAAAAUGAAGCAUUGGAAAUUAGUCAAAUGUUAGAGGUUCUCAUUUAAUUAAAUAAUUGUGAAUACCAGUAUUUAAGUUCUAUAAAAAAAAAUGUAUAAAUAACAUUGGUAUGUACUACUGCGAUAUCACCUUCGGUGGAAGCGGACGUUAAACGCUAAGAACAACUACUGGGUCUUUAAAAAUUUCAAAUAUUUAUACAUGAUUUAUUAUAAAGUAGUUGUCAGAUUUCAUAUUCAUUAGCUUACAGAUAAAUAUAACCAUUCCUCUUUCACUUCAUUAAAAUAAUUUAAUUUUCAAUAUAAGAAUGUAGAAAGCUAAUUUGAUUUAUAUAUAUAUAUACUGUUAAGCUUUUGUUUUGUUGGUUCAUUGCUUCAUAAAUACAUAUUAAAUAUGACCAUUAAAUUCACUGUUAAAACUUAA